Messenger RNA from Camellia sinensis, 510 nucleotides. Lineage: Eukaryota; Viridiplantae; Streptophyta; Magnoliopsida; Ericales; Theaceae. The record is from RefSeq and is a predicted model, not a curated record.
AUGAAAGAGUCUCUUAGGUCCUCCAUUGGCAUCUCCCGUCAUACCGAUGAGAGUAUGGCACGCCAGGAGGCAUCUCGACUUUUGGCUCUGGGGCAAGUGUCAGAAAAUAUGCGUAUACCCAUAGCUGCAAAAAGCAAGGGCGAUAGUGAGCAUACAACUGAUAAACACAGGAUUGUUGUUGUUACUGGAGGAAACAAAGGAAUUGGGCUAGAGAUUUCUAGACAAUUAGCUUCCAAUGGGAUAAUGGUGAUUUUAACGGCAAGAGAUGAAAAACGUGGUCUCGAGGCUGUGAAAAAUCUCAAAGCUUGUGGGCUAUCUCAUAUACUUUUUCAUCGGCUUAAGGUGUCAGACCAGGCCAAAAUUGCUUCCAUGGCUGAUUUCAUCAAAAAUAAAUUCGGGAAGCUUGACAUAUUGGUGAAUAAUGCAGGAAUUAGUGGAAGCAUAAUUGAUGAGGAGGCUCAAAAGAGGCUAAGCCUGGUUGAUAUUGUAAGUUCAAAUGCUAAAUCAUAG